Molecule: messenger RNA, 1374 nt
Organism: Cylindrotheca closterium
Lineage: Eukaryota; Bacillariophyta; Bacillariophyceae; Bacillariales; Bacillariaceae
Source: the annotation of a GenBank genome assembly
AUGAUCGCACACCCAACCACUACCGUGAACGACGUCAACCCCAUGGUUCCAACCACCAUGGGAGCCCUUCUGGCAGAAGAAUGGACGAUAGAUCCACAAUCGAUUCUUCCAUCCUUUUUCGAAAUGAUGAUGAUUGCCGAAGCUCGCCGAUCUGGACACGAAGCUUUGAAAUCAGGCUUUUCGUUCGUGGAAUCCAAACUGGACGAGUUUGUGAAUAAUGACGAUUCACCUGUUGCUGGUGCUGCCUCGAAUAGUGAUCUAUCCCCUACUACAACCGAAAAUGAUAACAAUAAUACCGAUGAAAAUCAGACAAGUCCAAGAAGAAGUCGCUGGUUUGAAUUCAAGAAAAAAGCUGCUCGGAUACUACUUUACAAGAUUCUCAAGCCAUGGAAUCCCGAGAUUCGGUGCCUAAUUAUUUAUCUAGUGCAACGAGGAUCCUUGUUAUCCUCCGACGCUGCUGCUUCGGAAACUAUUUAUGGAGGAAAGCGGGUCAAGUUGGAAACCAGAGCGACUGGAGCGAGUUUGGGUUAUAGCGAGAAACGACGCCUGACACCCAUGAGCAGGAAAGAUGGCAUACGGCUGGCAUUUCUGCUUUCCUUUAGUACGUAUUUUGAAGAACGGGUGGAUGGCUACUUUCAAUCGCCUACGUCGUCCGUUGAUGAUUCGGACACAAUAGUAUCAUCAUCAUCAUCAUCAUCAUCAUCAUCACCUUCCAGGAUACAGAAACUGAAAAAGAUGAUCAAGUUUUUGCAUCCAUUUAUGCAUAUAUCGAUUCAAGGGGUACAUUUAGUGGAACAAUGGAGAUUUCUCUUAGGGAGGUCGGUUUUCUUUGACCCCUACUCAAAAUUUCUGAACCUGGUGGUACGACGAGUGACAGAACAAGACCAGAUUCAAGACGAAAAGAAUAACAGCAGUAAAAAGAAGCAACAAAACAAGCUCCUUGAAUCGACACUGGACACGUCCAAGGCAAUUCUCAACAAUGCACUCUUCAAAAAGACCGUGGUAGGGGUACUGACAACGGCAUUAGCAAUCGGUUGGAUGGCCCGAGUCCGAAAGAUACGGCAACGGUUGCGACGACAAGUACUACCAAACCAACAACAGCAGCAGCAGCAGCAGCAGUCAGAAAAUAAUGAUUUCAUUCCACCUCCACCCGCACCGCUGGCGGCCAAGAAUCCCGACUUGUUGAGCCUUCCAGCUACCGUUUGUCCACUCUGUCGCCAGACGAGGAUCAAUCCAACUGCUACUACGGCGGGAUAUGUCUUUUGCCUCUUGUGCAUUACCUCACAUGUGCGAGAAAAUCCCAAAUGUCCCAUUACUGGAAGAGACUGCCCCGAAUCAGCUCUGGUGCGUCUUUACGAACCAAAUACUGGAUAA